Molecule: messenger RNA, 291 nt
Organism: Peromyscus leucopus (white-footed mouse)
Lineage: Eukaryota; Metazoa; Chordata; Mammalia; Rodentia; Cricetidae
Product: mas-related G-protein coupled receptor member X3-like
Exons: 2
Coding region: 1-291 (96 amino acids)
Source: RefSeq, a predicted model, not a curated record
AUGGGGCAGUUGUUCCUACAUCAUGUCAGUGCCAUUAACACUAAACAUUGCCUACUUGUCCUGUGGCCCAUCUGCUAUCAUUGCUACUGCCUGGGGUGCACAUCAGCUGUCUUGUGUGCCCUGCUCUGGGCCCUGUCAAUGUUACUGACCCUCCUGGAAUGGAGUGGCAACAGGCAGACCUUCCAGGCAGUUCCCCAGAGGGCUCAACAGGACACUCCUGGGGUGGAUGAAUGUGGAGAGAGUUAUCACUGGGGAACCAAGGAAACAUCAAGAAGCAGAUUGGAGCAGUGA